Messenger RNA from Anoplopoma fimbria (sablefish), 648 nucleotides. RefSeq names its product retinal degeneration 3, GUCY2D regulator (gene rd3). The coding region runs from base 1 to 648 and encodes 215 amino acids. NCBI's taxonomy places the organism in Eukaryota, Metazoa, Chordata, Actinopteri, Perciformes, Anoplopomatidae. The record is from RefSeq and is a predicted model, not a curated record. The transcript is spliced from 2 exons.
AUGGCCUCCUGGUUCAGCUGGAAUGAGCCGUAUCACCGGAGCCCCCGACGGGACCCGGCCGAUGUGGUCACCGACACCCUGAUGCUGGAGUUCAGCUGGCAGCUGAAGGAGGCGGAGAGGCAGCAGAGAGAGAGGGAGAACGAGUACCAGCGACUCAAGACCGGAGUGGACUACAGCUGGCUGGCCAGCCCGCCUCGGUCCUCCUACAGCAUCAGCACCGGGGAGAGGCUCGGCCUGGAGGAUCUCUGCUACAAGGUGCCGCCGCCUUGCUGUGGCCUGGUCAUUCUCAAGUUCAGGGAGGCUCUGCAGGCCAAUGAGCCUGAGGUCCAGGAGGUGUCCGACCUGUUUCGCUCCGUCCUCCUGGAGACUCUGGAUGACCUGAAGGAGGAGCAGGAGGCGCAGCGGCUCGCCCACCAGUGGAACAACAAACGUGCCACGAGCAUGUCCCUCGUGAACUUCAGGUCCCGGAUCAAGAUCAACCCGUUCGGGAGCACAGUUGGCCUGACAUCCACCGUGACUGAGGGGGCGGGGUUGAGUGACCUCAAGACCGUGUCAGAGGAUGUGGAGAGAGGGAUGGAGAGGUCACAGAGGGUGUGGAGCAUGCCUGACUUCAGAUACAAAGGAAGCAGCAGCAGUAAGGUUGUCUGA